AAAUUAUUUUAUUGCAAUAAGAAAAUGAUGUAAAAAUGUGUUUUUUAUAUUAAUACAUUUGAACAGGACACGAUAUUUUGAUUUCUCUUUGUCUUCAAGUUCAUCCUCACCAGAAACCCCUCUUGUCGCACUGACGGUCCUGUCUCUUUAAGAGCACCAGCCCCUGCUCUGCACAACUGUUCCAUGCAAAUGUGACAAGCCGAACGUGCCGGUAGCCAAUCAGAGGCGAGCUCUAACCGCGGGAGAUCCAAAUUUCGCGGGACGGAGUUUGGCGCUAAAAAAGACUGCUGUUCCCCAGCUCUUGUUCCCUUGUAUGGAGAGAGGAGCCGUGAAGCGGACGGACAGCGGUCUCGAACUGGGUCGUGUUCUGCUCCAGACGGAGUCUCUGUUCCAAACCCGAUCCUGAAGACACUCGGAGAAAUAUCUGCUCUUCCUUACACCGGAUGUUUUAAAUACUUUACCUAUAUAGGAAGCGUUAUUUAUUUAUAACCGCUCCCGUCUCUCCUAACCGGACCAGCCCGGGUCACGUUUAGUUUUACUCGGGAACAUGAUGCGGAUGCCUAAAGGCGUCUCUCCAGCCCCACCAGCGGGACUCUCCUGCUCUCAGCAGCAGCAGAAGCUGAAGGUUUUGUCCAAGUCGGACUUCUUCUGCACCGGACUGUCCAGCCCACCGAUGAGCUCCAUCAUACCAGCCGGCUACUUCACCCAGAUCUGUAACACCGCCGCGGCGGAACAAAGAGCCAACAGCCUGUACUCAACCCCCCACGGACCCGAGGCGAAGCCCAUCAGAUCAUCCUCCGGGCGGCUGCCGGCCAAAAGGAAGCUGGAUCUGGAGGACCCUCUGUACCUGCCGGAGUUCCGAACCCCCAAAGGCAAAGGCAGCGUUACGGCGGGGAUACCGAGUCCACGGACUCCAAAGUCUCCAGGUGAGCGGACGCGUUACGACACCUCCCUGGGCCUGCUGACCAAGAAAUUUGUGGGACUGAUUGCCGAGUCUCCAGACGGGGUUCUCGACCUCAACUGGGCCACCGAGGUUUUGGAAGUCCAGAAGAGGCGCAUCUAUGACAUCACAAAUGUCCUCGAGGGCGUCCAGCUCAUCCGGAAGAAGUCUAAGAACAACAUCCAGUGGCUUGUGGGGGAUGUUUUUGAAGGUGGUGCAGGUGGCGGAGAAAAGGCGUGUGCCUUGAGAGAGGAGCUGGGAGACCUGGAGAGAGCUGAGCGUUCCCUGGAUGACCUGAUCCAGUCUAGCACCACGCAGCUCAAACAGCUGACGGAAAACAAAGACAGCCAGAGUUUGGGCUACGUGACAUACCAGGACAUCCGCUCCAUCGCCAGUCUCCUGGACCAGACGGUCAUCGCUGUCAAAGCUCCUGCAGAGACCAAGCUAGAGGUCCCAGACACGGCAGCGAGCAAACUCCAGAUCUAUUUAAAAAGCCGAAACGGGCCCAUCGAGGUCUACCUUUGUCCAGAGGAGGUGCUUGAAGGUCCCAGUCCUGUGAAGAUCUCUAUUUCACCCAAAAAGGAACCUCCUCAAAGCCCGGAGCCACCGGCUGCGACCCCGGUGACCCCACAGAGUUAUAGCAUUAAGGAGGAGCCCAUUGAAGCCGCUGUGUCCACAGCAGCUCCAGUCUCCUCCACCUCCUCUCUGCUGGACGUCGAGGGUCUCCUCGGUUUGCCUCCCAGCCUGCUUCAGAUCACCGAGGACCAGCUCCCCGGCACCUCCUUCACCUCAGGCCCCAACACCCCCUUCGUUAGCUUCUCUCCCCCUUUAGACCAGGACGACUACCUCUGGAGCCUGGACGAUGGCGAGGGUGUGUCGGAUUUCUUCGACACCUAUGAUCUGGGCGACUUGUUGAGGAGCUGAUGUAUGGGGGAGGUGGGUUAAUAUUCAGACAAAUGCCCUUUCGGGGCAGAUGUUUUUACACUAUGAAGCCAUUUCCUGUUUUAGCCGCGGCAGUUGGAGGACUCGCCACCUUGUACGUUUUAGUUUUGUAAUUUACAAAUCAUUUGUACAUAGUGUAAAGAUGCUUUAAAAAAGUGGAAAUGUUUUUAAAAAAGCAUGGAGGUGUUUUUUUUUAAAUUUCCACACAGACUACUGAAAAACAAAAUAAAACAGGACUUGGUGUAUGUACCACAGCGGGAAUGUGGCCGUCAGAUCUCAGGAAUUCUUUGUUCUUCCUCAUUUCCAAAAUUUGACAGGAAAAAAAGAUUGCACCACCUAAUGACCUCUAGGGGGCAGUCUUGUAUAAUGUCAGCUUUAACCAGCGUGCAGCUUUGCAGGAUUCAAUCACUGGAUUAGGAUGAAGCUUUAGGAGCCAGGUGCGUUUCCUUUUCACCAAAUGAAGUUGUGAUUUAACUCCAUACUGGAUCUACGGAUUCCUGAAGGUGCUCUUGUUGGAUCAGGAUUUCUUUUCAUGUCUUUAACGCUUUCUCUCAGGCCCUGAACUGGAUGAGUCCCAAAACGAGGCUAGUGAUUGAUAAUGGUGGCUUCAUUUCACACCCAGGAGCUCCUCCGAUGAUCCGAGUUUGAUAAAUGUCGAUUUCGAAGCGCAAAACUACUUUUGUAUUUCUUAGGAAAUAAGUCCAAAUCAGUUAAAUGCAGCAGGUGUGCUGCAGGAGUUCAAUUUGAGGAUCUUUUCUUCCUCUUGUGUUGGAAUGAGUUAAAUUUUGCGCUUAAGAGGAACAUAAAUAAUGAGGAAAUAAUAUUUGUACUGUUUAGAUUUUUGGGUUUGUUCAACACUUUUGUGGUUCUUCACCAUUAAAUUUGAACUGUUCCUUUGUUUUCAGGAUGUUUCUAGAGACUUUUAUGAACUUUAUUCUUGCUAAAUAUCUUUUUGGCUUUCCCUCUACAGUACAGAGAUAAGCUAAUUGUCCUGUCCUAACGAAACUUGAAAGUAAGUGUGUGUGUGUGUGUGUGUGUGUGUGUGUGUGUGUGUGUGUGUGUGUGUGUGCGUGUGUGCAUGUUUGUGUGCUAGGAUGUUGUUUUGCAUCAGUGUGUGUGUGUGUGUAUUAUUGUGUAGAAUAGGGAGUGUGAAUUCUGAAUUUGUAGGGUUUUUUCAAUGAAAAUUUAUGUAUUUUGGUAUUUGUACAUAAAUCAUUUUGUAUUUAUAUCUAUUUUUUGCAGAAGUUUGAACCAGUUUUUGUACGACUUACAGCACUUAAUGUUUUUGUAAUAUUGUGUGGUCUGUUUGAAGUUUUUGAAUAAAUGCUGAAGCCAUUGAUUACA
Molecule: messenger RNA, 3226 nt
Organism: Nothobranchius furzeri (turquoise killifish)
Lineage: Eukaryota; Metazoa; Chordata; Actinopteri; Cyprinodontiformes; Nothobranchiidae
Gene: e2f2
Product: E2F transcription factor 2
Biological process (GO): regulation of transcription by RNA polymerase II
Cellular component (GO): RNA polymerase II transcription regulator complex
Molecular function (GO): RNA polymerase II cis-regulatory region sequence-specific DNA binding; protein dimerization activity; DNA-binding transcription factor activity, RNA polymerase II-specific
Source: RefSeq, a predicted model, not a curated record